UGUGUUUGUGUUUACAAUCGGUUUGUCUUUGAUUUGUUGAGUGGUUUUGUCUCAAGACAUCUGAUCCCAUAAGUGAUGCCUAAAGUACACGAAGAGGUGCUGAUGAGGAAACUCAAGAAGCGAUUGAAGCAUAAGGAGAAGCAACGCGUGAAGAAUCGUGAGCUCCGGAAGCAAACGGACGAUCACUUGGAUGACGAGGCCGAUGAUGUCGAUGAAGACACGGGUGACCACAGAAAGAGGACAAUUGGCGAUAGGGUUGAGACAAAUAACAAAAAGUUUAAAUCAAGUGAAGAGCCGACUGUCGGAUCAAAUGAAGAGAUUGAUGGCGACGACGACGAAAAUGGCGAGGAAUGUCCACCACUGGUGACAGCGGACAGCAUUCCCUUUACUACAUCGCUGACAGUCACCCGAUUUGAUGAGCUGAAGGACAAAGUGUCUGAUUUGACACUCAAUGCCAUCAAAGACAUGGAAUUCUCGCAAAUGACUGAAAUUCAGUCGAAAACCAUUCCUCACCUCUUGGAGGGAAAGGAUCUGGUGGGCGCCGCCAAGACUGGAAGCGGUAAAACUCUGGCCUUUUUAAUACCGGCUAUAGAGUUGAUGUAUAAGUUGCGGUUUAUGCCCCGAAACGGCACCGGUAUUCUCAUCAUAUCGCCCACUCGGGAGCUAUCGAUGCAGACGUUCGGUGUACUCAAAGAGCUGAUGAAAUAUCACAAACAAACGUAUGGCCUGAUUAUGGGCGGCACUAAUCGCCAAUCGGAGGCCUUGAAGCUGACCAGAGGUGUGAAUAUAGUGGUGGCCACUCCGGGCCGGCUGUUGGAUCACUUGCAGAACACCAAACAGUUCCUGUUUAAGAACCUCCAGAGUCUGAUCAUCGAUGAGGCCGACAGGAUAUUAGACAUCGGCUUCGAGGAGGAGAUGAAAGCCAUUGUCCGACUCUUACCGCAGAGGAGACAGACGAUGCUCUUCAGCGCUACGCUCACGAAGAAAACGGAUGACUUGAUUGCUACUCAAUUAUGUGAAUAA
Messenger RNA from Oppiella nova, 1023 nucleotides. The record is from the annotation of a GenBank genome assembly. NCBI's taxonomy places the organism in Eukaryota, Metazoa, Arthropoda, Arachnida, Sarcoptiformes, Oppiidae.